Molecule: messenger RNA, 2001 nt
Organism: Diaporthe citri
Lineage: Eukaryota; Fungi; Ascomycota; Sordariomycetes; Diaporthales; Diaporthaceae
Exons: 2
Coding region: 1-2001 (666 amino acids)
Biological process (GO): nuclear-transcribed mRNA catabolic process, nonsense-mediated decay; positive regulation of translation
Cellular component (GO): nucleolus; cytoplasm
Molecular function (GO): mRNA binding
Source: RefSeq, a predicted model, not a curated record
AUGGCCACGCCCGAGGGCAAAUCCGGCCCGAAGCAAGCUGGUGUCCUACCCAUCCGUCCUGCUCAGACGCAGGGGCCGGCCGAUUCGUCCAGGUCUGCCAAGUCGAAGGCUGCAGCACAGGAUGGCAUCAAGGCCAAGGUUAGGAGACUGCCCCCUGGUCUGACCGAGCACGAGUUUCUCACAGUCCUCGGCGACUCGUGGAAGCCGGGUAACGGAAAGGUUGGAUGGUUUUCAUACCACUGCGGGCAUACGCCCAAAAGCGCCUCCAAGGACUCCACGCCCGCAUUCGCUUUCCUCCAAGUCAAAGAAGAGGACCUCGAAGCACUCGAUCAGGCUGUCCAGAACUCUACUUGGGAGGACGCAAAGGGCACCUUCAACAGCCCUUCUCUCGUCGGCCCGCCUUACGUGGAGCGCUCUAUCUACAAGAAGAUGCCACUUGCUAAGCCCAAGAAAGACCCCAAGGAGGGAACUAUUGACCAAGAUGAGGAUUACAAGGCGUUUUUGGCCAGCCUGGCAGAGGAUCCGACCAUGAAGCCAGACGAAACCGCAGCCGACGCCGAGGACCCUACAAAAGCCGAGGCGGAUGCUAAGAUCACCAUCGCCCCCCUGGCCCAGUUUAUCAAGGAGAAUCGUGAGAAGAAGGCGAACAAGGCCAAGGAAGCCGCGGCUGCUAGAAGCAACAAGCAUUCAAGACAAGAGUCGCAAGGCGCUAAGGGAAAAGGCUCAUCAACAGCACCGGAUGAUUCUAGGAAGAAGUCCAAGGAAAAAGCCACUGAGAAACCUAAGGAGACAGUGCGCAUUCUUAAGAAGCAGGCCGCUACGGAGGCUGCCGCUGAGGCUGCUAAAGCAGUUGCCAAGGACAUCAAGGCGGGCAGCUCCUCCUCCGACGCCGCCAGCAGUCGUCGUGCUGGUAUCCAGGGUGUUGCCAACAUUCUUAAGCGUGAUCUCGGCCUGUCCAACGGUUCCGCUGCUAGAAAAGCGCGUCAGGAGGUGGCAAAGCAGGAGGCUGCUAAGAAAGGCGACGCUGACCCGAAGGCUACGGAGUCCAAAGGCAAGGACAGAGGGUCCAAGACUGCAGCAACAGCAGAGCCCGCACAAGCAACAGACCGGCCUCCAACGCCUACAGCACCGAAAGCACAGGCGGAAAAGUCGAGGCCAGGGCGAAGCAGAAGGGGUAAGGAGUGCAAGUCGUCCGACUCUAAGACCGGAGGGCCUGUAGAAGCUCCAGCCGCGGCACCCAAGGCCCCUGUCAUAUUACAGAAGAAGAAGGAAGACAGUGCUGGAGCAUCCGCGGCUAAGGAAUCGCCAAAUACUGCCAAGCCUGGCUCUAAACAAGGCGCCCCCUCGGCAGCACCGACACCUCCGACUGGUCCGAAGGCAGCAGCCGCAAAGGGCAGUCAGUCCGGAGGCUCCCAGAAGAAGGGCAGCAACCCAGCGCCAGCAGCUGCUUCUACACGAGCGUUUCUUAAGCAUGCCAAUCCAUCUCAGGGAGUGACCGAGGCGCUUUUGAAGGAAGCCAUGCAGGCCUUUGGUAGCAUCAGCUUCGUCGAGAUUGACCGUCGCAAGGGUUUCGCAUACGUGGAUUUCUCAGAUCACGCUGGACUGGUCAAGGCGAUGUCAGCCAGUCCCGUCCCUGUUGCUCAGGCAACCGUACAAGUCCUCGAGCGUAAGGACCAAGGUUCUAAGAAGGCUGCCAGUACACCUAGCAACCAGGCUCAGUCCGGUGCUGUCAACAGCAGCAGCACUACAGCAGCCCCAGCCGCAGCUGCAGCCACAGGCCCUGCUAACCCCCCGACUGCAUCUAAUGCGGAUAAGAGCGCCAGUGGAACAGCUGUCGAGCAGCAGCAACCUAAGCGCAGCCGGCGACGCGGUCGCGGAAGAGGAGGAAAUGGAGGCGGGGGAGGAGGAGGUGGUGGUGGUAACAACGAAGGGAAGACGGAGACCGUCGCUGGGUCCUCUGCACCGGUAGCCGCGGAUGCUGGAGGGCCCGGCGCUGGCUGA